AUGGCCACAACACAAGAUGAACCAGAAACCCAAACACCUCCAACCCAAACUGAAAUCGAAAGCAGAAGCGACGUGGAAGGAGGGGAAGGCCCCUGGACCCUCACCGCCCCACAAACAACCAUCCUCCUAACCCACGCCCCUCUCUCCUCGACCUGGGCCCUCGACGCCGUCCGCAGCCCCGAGGCUGGCGCGCUGGUCCUCUUCGCAGGGACGACGCGCGCCCACUUCGCCGGCCGCCGCGUGCGCUCCCUGCGCUACGAGUCCUACGUGCCCCUCGCGCUGCGCACCAUGCUCUCCGUCGCCGAGCGCGCCCGCGACGCCCACGACCUGCUCGGCGUCGCUGUCGCCCAUCGCCUGGGCGACGUCCCCGUCGGUGAGGAGAGCGUGCUCAUCGCCGUCGCGGCCGCUCAUAGGGGUCCUGCCUGGCGCGCGGGGGAGGAGGUGUUGGAGGAUGUCAAGGCCAAUGUCGAGGUGUGGAAGUUUGAGGAGUUUGAGGAUGGGGGUGGCGUUUGGAGGGCGAACCGCGAUGGGGCUGUCGGGGUGCGUGUUGAUGAUGGUGAAGGCAAAGAUGGUGGUGUCGAGGGUGCUUAG
Molecule: messenger RNA, 591 nt
Organism: Sodiomyces alkalinus F11
Lineage: Eukaryota; Fungi; Ascomycota; Sordariomycetes; Glomerellales; Plectosphaerellaceae
Product: Molybdopterin biosynthesis MoaE
Exons: 1
Coding region: 1-591 (196 amino acids)
Biological process (GO): Mo-molybdopterin cofactor biosynthetic process
Cellular component (GO): cytosol
Molecular function (GO): molybdopterin synthase activity
Source: RefSeq, a predicted model, not a curated record